This is a messenger RNA of Ostreococcus tauri, 1299 nucleotides long. RefSeq names its product P-loop containing nucleoside triphosphate hydrolase. NCBI's taxonomy places the organism in Eukaryota, Viridiplantae, Chlorophyta, Mamiellophyceae, Mamiellales, Bathycoccaceae. The record is from RefSeq and is a predicted model, not a curated record. The coding region runs from base 1 to 1299 and encodes 432 amino acids. Gene Ontology annotation, cellular component: GET complex. Gene Ontology annotation, biological process: post-translational protein targeting to endoplasmic reticulum membrane. Gene Ontology annotation, molecular function: ATP binding; ATP hydrolysis activity. The transcript has a single exon.
AUGUCCACGGCGCGGGCGUGGACGCGCGCGCGGGCGCCCGCGGGGACGGGCUCGGGCGCGAGACGGUGGACGUCGCGGCGGAUGAAGCGCGACGACGCGUCGAUGACGUCGCGAAGGAAUCAGAAUCAUCGCGCGCGCGCGUCGGUGGAUCCGGGGAUCGAUGUGAUGAUCGCCGGACGCGAACGGAAGUACUACAUGGUUGGAGGAAAGGGUGGGGUCGGGAAGACGUCGCUGUCGUCCUCGCUCGCGGUGAAGUUCGCGGCGAGCGGGCACAAGACGCUGGUGGUGAGCACGGAUCCGGCGCACUCGUUGAGUGAUUCUCUGGCGCAGAACGUCAAGGGGGGGCAACCGAUCGAGGUGAACGAUACGGAUGGGAUGCUGUACGCGCUGGAGAUCGAUCCGGAGAGCGCCAAGGCGGAGUUCACGCAGUUUGCGCAAAAGACGGACAUGUCGGCGGGCGCGAGAGACUUCAUGAGUUCCGUCGGGUUAGGAGGGUUCGCGGACUCCAUCGCGGAUUUAAAGCUCGGUGAGCUCUUGGACACGCCGCCUCCUGGUUUGGACGAGGCGAUCGCGAUCGCGAAGGUGUUACAGUUCACGAAGGAUGAAAAAUUUAGUAAAUUCACGCGCAUCGUGUUCGAUACGGCGCCGACCGGGCACACUCUGAGGUUGCUGUCGCUUCCGGAUUUCUUAGACGCGUCGAUCGGGAAGAUUGUUCGAUUGAGACAAAAGCUCACGAGCGCCACAGACGCGGUGAAGGGGAUCUUUGGCGUGGGUGAGGAUAAACAGGACGACGCAGUGGAGAAGCUUGAAAAGCUCAAGGCGCAGGUCAAGGAGGUUCGAUCGCUGUUUCGAAACAAGGAAACGACGGAAUUCAUAAUCGUCACCAUUCCCACGGUUUUAGGGGUGAGCGAGUCGGGGAGGUUGCUCCAGAGCUUACGCGAUGAAGAUGUGCCGUGCACGCGACUGAUCGUCAAUCAGGUGCUCAAGGUGAAUGUGGACGAUUUUAAAGCCGCCGCAGCGGAGGCGCGCGACGCGCAGGACGUGCUCACUGCGAGAUUAUCCGGCGACGACGCCGAGGCGGCGCAAAAAUUCGUCGAUGCCAACGCCAGAGCUCUGCGAGCGGCGCAGGCGGCGGUCAACUUUUGCAGCAUCAAGGAGAAGGACCAGUCGCGCGCGCUCCAAAUGUGCGACGAAGACGCCGGCUUGCGUUCGCUCAAUCGAACCGAGGCCCCGCUCUUCGACAUGGAGAUUCGUGGUGUACCCGCGCUUAAAUUUUUCGGUGAUCAGGUCUGGCGCUGA